AUGUUGCUGCUCCCGCUCACGCUCUUCGCGAUCCAAGGACUCUUGUCGACGCUGCUCAUCCUCGCGACGACGUUGAUCAGCUUGCUCUUGAUUCCACACUGCUCGUUCUUCCGCUUACACGCAUGCCAUCACCGAGAACCGCCCGUGUCGAGGCACCUGCUGCUGCACCGAGCAACCACCCGGACAUGUCGGGUUGCUGCGGUCGCCGAUGAUGUGCCCAAAGUGCGCCAAACCCAUGAAGCUACGGCAACAGCGAUGGCGCUGCCAACGGAGCGCCUGCGGCUCUGCCCAGCUCAGCGUCAAGGCAGGUUCGUUUUUCGCGAAUUCGAAGAUUCCGAUCUGCAAAGCAGUUCGUUUAAUGUUCGACUGGGCAUCGAAGAAGGCUGUCAUGACAGUGGCCGAUGA
This is a messenger RNA of Aphanomyces astaci, 405 nucleotides long. RefSeq lists its product as hypothetical. The record is from RefSeq and is a predicted model, not a curated record. NCBI's taxonomy places the organism in Eukaryota, Oomycota, Saprolegniomycetes, Saprolegniales, Verrucalvaceae. The coding region runs from base 1 to 405 and encodes 134 amino acids. The transcript has 3 exons.